ACGAUUCAUAAUACAACUCUAAUUUCCUAACUCAGAUUACUAAAAAAAUAAAGCAAGGAUUACAAAAAAAGAAAAAGAAAAAAACAAAUACAUAGUACAAAUUAUGUUAAUUAAAGUCUUUGCUUACGUCGUUAUAUAUAAUCCCAAGCAUAAUAAAAGUAGUCAUGCAAUAUAUCUGAAUAGACAAGGCGGAAAGAAAUGCAUCCAGCAGCAACCAGAGGCGGAGGCGCGGAUGGCUCCGCCGCCAAAGGCGACGGCGACACCCUCGAGUCCGGCGGCUACCACCGCGAGAACUACCAGCAGAAGUUCUCCGGCGUGGCUCUUAGAAUAACGCUGAUUUUUGUGGUGGUGGGCGUAACCGCCCUUCUUCUCAAUCAAUCUAGCUAUCCUUUCGAGUUCUUUCGCAGCUCUAAUUCAUUUUCAAUUCCAUCCUGUGAGAAUAUUGCCAACGCUUCGUCUUCUUCUUCGGCAAAAGAGGAGAACAUCGAGUUGGAGAAGACGCUGAGAGAGGCGACGAUGAAGGAUAACAAGACUGUGAUAAUCACGACUCUGAACAAGGCGUGGACGGAACCGAAUUCCAUUUUCGAUCUAUUUUUGGAGAGCUUCAGGAUCGGAAACGGAACGGCGCACCUCUUGGAUCACGUGGUGGUCGGCGCGUUUGACAAGACGGCGUACGAGCGUUGCAAGGCGGAGGGCCUCCACUGCUACGCCCUGACCACGGAGGGCGUCGACUUCUCCGGCGAAGAGGUCUUCAUGAGCGAGGAUUAUCUGAAGAUGAUGUGGCGGAGGAUUGAUUUUCUGCGCACUGUUCUGGAAUUGGGAUACGACUUCGUCUUCACGGAUGCAGAUGUGAUGUGGUUUCGAGACCCAUUCACGAAAUUCUACCCGGAUGGGGAUUUCCAGAUCGCGUGCGACCACUACUGGGCCAACUACACCGACAUGGGCAACUCCCCCAACGGAGGCUUCAACUACGUGAAAUCCAGCAAGCGCACCAUCCAGCUCUACGACUUCUGGUACAACGGGCGCCGGUAUUUCCCCGGGAAGCACGACCAGGACGUGCUCAACAUGAUCAAGUUCAACCCCUUCAUCCGCGAGAUCGGGCUGGAGGCGCGCUUCCUCGACACCGCCUUCUUCGGCGGCUUCUGCGAGCCCAGCAAGGAUCUCGACCAGGUCAUCACCAUGCACGCCAACUGCUGCAUCGGCAUCCAAAACAAGAUGCAUGAUCUCACCAUGCUCAUUCAUGACUGGAAGAGGUAUGUCGCUGAUGAUAAGAAUUUCACUACUAGAUCUUGGACUGUUCCCAGAUUUUGUGGCUAGCUAGAGAAACUCUCUCUCUCCCUCUCUCUCUCUCUCUACAUGCGCUUAGUGAGAUGGUGAUGAAACUGUGCAGUAUAAGGGGCAUGUUAUUUUAUUGUAAAGGAAUUGAAUAAACGGGUUAAUUAUUUUUUA
Messenger RNA from Salvia miltiorrhiza (redroot sage), 1449 nucleotides. RefSeq lists its product as uncharacterized. Bases 199 to 1317 code for a protein of 372 amino acids. The transcript is spliced from 3 exons. The record is from RefSeq and is a predicted model, not a curated record. Lineage: Eukaryota; Viridiplantae; Streptophyta; Magnoliopsida; Lamiales; Lamiaceae.